ACAGUGCUGGAGGAGCUCCUUCAGACACUGCCAGCCACCAUCUAACCACGCUCCCCCAGACCUCCCUCUGCCUGGGAAGGGCAUUUCCAAAGCAACUUCUCAUUCAAAAGGUCAAGGCAAUGGACAAGGAAAAGGAAAAUGCUGCCAUUGAGAAGGCAGCGCACACAAUUGUGAAAAAUGGGAUACGUGCUGCACAAGAAUAUUAUCUAAAUAAUGUGCAGAAAGAAGCAGCAGAAGCUGAAUACGCUGUCAAAAAUAUUCAGUGGAUCACGUGUGAAAACUUCACAGUGGAGAGGGGCCAGCAGCAAAUUGAAGAAUACAUUUCCCAGACGUGGGAGCUUCACGAGAGCUGGCUUCACUGCUCAGAGUUUCUCCGGGAAGAAGAUCUUCAGUACAGCAAGAGGUACCAUUAUGGAGUUAUCUGGAGCAUCCCAACGCGCAGAAAACCCAUCCCACUAGCAACAGCAAGCACCUAUUUUGUGAUAGAGAUCUCCAAAAUCAAACCCAUCACCCUGCCUGUGGAGGUAUUCUUUUUUCUGGAGUCCAGCAGGCUGAUUCACAGACCAGAGUACUGUCGAUUUAGAGAAAAGUGGUUGAAGGACAUCAUUGAAAAUAAAAUCAUCCUCAGGGAAAGGCUUAAAUUACCAUGAACAGCUCACCACCACUCUGUUGGUAUUUUGUGGAGCAUCAACGCAAUGAAGGAAAAAGUUAUUUCUUCUUAACUUGUGGAUUACCUUGUAGGUGUGGAAGCAACAUUAAAUCUGUGUUAAAUCAA
This is a messenger RNA of Numida meleagris (helmeted guineafowl), 775 nucleotides long. It is a transcript of the gene AKAP14, whose product is annotated as A-kinase anchoring protein 14. Gene Ontology annotation, molecular function: protein kinase A regulatory subunit binding. The transcript has 5 exons. Bases 120 to 650 code for a protein of 176 amino acids. NCBI's taxonomy places the organism in Eukaryota, Metazoa, Chordata, Aves, Galliformes, Numididae. The record is from RefSeq and is a predicted model, not a curated record. Gene Ontology annotation, cellular component: cAMP-dependent protein kinase complex.